Epinephelus moara (kelp grouper) is the source of this 7043-nucleotide messenger RNA. It is a transcript of the gene ano2b, whose product is annotated as anoctamin 2b. Gene Ontology annotation, biological process: chloride transmembrane transport. The record is from RefSeq and is a predicted model, not a curated record. Lineage: Eukaryota; Metazoa; Chordata; Actinopteri; Perciformes; Serranidae. Gene Ontology annotation, cellular component: plasma membrane. Bases 126 to 3461 code for a protein of 1111 amino acids. The transcript has 28 exons. Gene Ontology annotation, molecular function: protein dimerization activity; chloride channel activity.
UUGCUGUUGUUCCUCUCACCUGCUGCUGAAAGCAAACCAGCAUGGCUGACUGACUGACUGACUGGGAACUCAAAGACUGAAACGAGGCCUGCCUCUCGGCUGGUGUCACUAAGAGUUGAGGCGAAAUGGCUCUCCGCAAAUCCCCCUCCUCUACCUGUGCAGAAUCAUGGACCAAUGGUGCAAGCUUCAUGCGAGUGGCCACAGCCCUCAGCGAGUCCUCCUCCAUCCACAGCGACGCCCUGUAUCAUCUGACCAAGGACAUGUCCGGGAUGGGACUGGACCCCAUGUCCUACAGCAUCCUGGAACCUGAGCCUUAUAAAGAAGAACCCUGGACUGAGGAAUCACAGAAUUUGUUACAGCGCAACAGCAUGCAGAUCUCCCCGACUGAAGACAAGAUCCCUGUUGUGGGUUCCACUUCAAGCCCUCAGGCCAGCGGGGAGGGCCUCUACUUCUCUGAUGGCAGACGGAAAGUUGAUUACGUUCUGGUCUUCCAUCAGCGACGGCGCAGCUCCAUUCGAUCUCGCGCCAGCACCUCAGUUUCACACGACAGAUUAUCCAUCGUUUCCAAUGGCAACUUUCCCCCUUCGGCGGUCUCGGAUGCGGCAGCAAGAAGAGGCAGCGUACGGGGAGGGGAUGCUGCCAGUGCCGGCGAGGUGUUUAUGGAACUUGGAGGUGCAGGAGGGAACGAGUUAACGGAGCCAGCUGACCAUGAGAUGCGUUUAAUCAGACAGGAAUUUGAGGCCAACCUGGUGGAGGCCGGCCUGGAGAUAGAGAGAGACAGAGAGUUAAAGACCCACGGCCCCAGCUUCACUCGUCUCCAUGCGCCCUGGCCGGUACUGUGUCGAGAGGCUGAGUUUCUCAAGAUUAAAGUUCCCACUAAGACGAGUUAUGAACUUAAAGAGGAAAGUGGCUUUGGGUCCAGUAUGACUACAAUGUGGAGGAAGAUGAACCAACCUUUCCAGCCUAAAGUACCACACCAGGACCAUGAUCGCACCAAAUUUCUCACACACUGCUUCUCCAGAGACAAACUUCACCUGUACAACAUCACAUCUAAAGACACAUUCUUUGACAAUGCCACAAGGGGCCGAAUAGUAUAUGAGAUCCUGAGACGGACGGUGUGUGUACGGACCUGUCAAACCAUAGGCAUCAGCACAUUGAUAGCUAAAGGCGUGUAUGACGCUGCCUUCCCUCUUCACGACGGUGACUAUAAGGUCAUCGGACACCUUGAGGAGAGGAAUGACAGACAGACUCUGCAUGAGGAGUGGGCCAGAUACUCAGCCUUUUACAAGUACCAGCCCAUUGAUCUCGUCAGGAAGUACUUUGGGGAGAAGAUCGGUCUGUACUUUGCAUGGCUCGGUGUUUACACUCAGCUGCUGAUACCAGCCUCCAUAGUGGGAAUCAUUGUGUUUGGCUACGGGGUGGCGACAGUGGAUACUAACAUACCCAGUCUGGAGAUGUGUGACGAGCGUCUCAAUUUCACCAUGUGUCCUCUGUGUGAUGGAGCCUGUGACUUCUGGCAGCUCAGCACUGCCUGUGGUACCGCCAGGGCUUCACACCUCUUUGACAACCCCGCCACCGUCUUCUUCGCCAUCUUCAUGUCUCUGUGGGCGGUGCUGUUCCUGGAGCACUGGAAGCGCCGUCAGAUCAGUUUGAGCUUCAGUUGGGAUCUGACAGGCAUCGAGGAGGAUGAGGAACAUCCCAGGCCAAAGUACGAAACCAUCCUCCUUCAGAAAAGACAGCGGAAGCAGAAAAAUGAAAAGAAGAAGAAGAAGAAAAAGAAUGAGCUGGACCUGACUGUCAACAACAUCAAUGGAGAGCCAGAGAAGCAGGAGGAUGGGACAGUGACAGGGAAGGACAGAUGGAGGCAAAAACUACUGUCUGCCAUGGCUGCAGGAAUACCGGCUGCCAUAGAGAAGUUGACCUGGAAAGACCGUCUCCCUGGAUACUUCAUCAAUGUUUCCUCUAUCCUCUUUAUGUUUGGCUUGACGUUCUCAGCAGUCUUUGGUGUCAUUAUCUACCGCAUCACAGUGUCAGCCCUGAUGGCGAUGAGUCCUGACCCAGAGACCAAGUCUAAUGUUCGAGUGACAGUGACGGCCACUGCGGUCAUCAUCAACCUGGUGGUCAUUCUGAUCCUUGAUGAAAUCUACGGCGCUGUGGCAUUGUGGCUGACUGAGCUAGAGAUUCCUAAAACAGAAACCAACUUUGAGGAGCGCCUCAUCCUCAAAGCCUUCCUGCUCAAGUUUAUGAACGCAUACGCACCCAUCUUUUACGUGGCUUUCUUCAAGGGACGGUUUGCUGGUCGACCUGGAAAUUACGUGUACGUCUUCAAUGAUUAUCGGAUGGAGGAGUGUGCACCAGGAGGCUGCCUCAUUGAGCUGUGCAUUCAGCUCAGCAUCAUCAUGCUGGGGAAGCAGCUGAUCCAGAACAACAUCUUUGAGAUCGGCAUCCCGAAGUUGAAGAAGCUGGUGCGUGCGAUAAAGGAUAAAGCACCAACGGAGAAGGAGCUGGAGGAGGAGAGGCCUCCACAGCAGUGGAACUUGGACUACGCCCUGGCUCCCUUUGAAGGCCUCACGCCCGAAUACAUGGAGAUGAUAAUCCAGUUUGGUUUCGUCUCUCUGUUCGUGGCUUCAUUCCCACUUGCUCCGCUCUUCGCUCUGCUCAACAACGUCAUCGAGAUCAGACUGGAUGCCAAGAAGUUUGUUACGGAGCUACGCAGGCCUGUCGCCGUACGUGCUAAAGACAUUGGUAUAUGGUACAACAUACUGAGUGGAAUGGGAAAAUUCUCAGUCAUCAUAAAUGCCUUUGUCAUCUCGUUCACAUCAGACUUCAUUCCUCGCCUCGUAUACCAGUACAUGUUCAGUCAGACUGGCACCAUGCACGGCUUCAUCGACCACACACUCUCGUACUUCAACGUGUCCAACUUUAAACCUGGCACGGCACCGCAGAACUCAGACCAUGGAAAUAUCACUGUCUGCCGGUAUAAAGAUUACAGGGAGCCCCCGUGGUCUUCAGAAGCGUACACGUUCUCCAAACAGUACUGGUGUGUCCUGGCUGCAAGACUGGCUUUCGUCAUACUGUUCCAGAAUCUGGUGAUGUUCCUCAGCCUCAUGGUCGCCUGGGGGAUCCCUGACGUUCCCAAAACUGUCGUGGAGCAGUUCAAACGGGAGAAGAAACUUCUGGUCGACGUCUUCUUACAGGAAGAGAAGGAAAAAUUCCAGCUCAUCCAGAGCCUCUUCUCCAAGGACACCACCCUCCAGCCGGACAGCCAAACGCUCCACCCGGGCCAAGGCUUGACAAUCCCGAGCCGCUUCAGUACCCUGCCCCCGGGUCUGAUGCAUGGCUUGCAGGGCUUAGCCGGAGAAGGAGGAGGGCCGAGGGCCAGGUGUAGGGCCGCCAGCUUCAGCUUGUUCACCCCGACACCCAGAAAUGAAAAUGAGAAUUCAAGACACACAGCGGUGUGAUAUGUAACACACACAUCUGUAGGGGCUCUUCAGCUAGGCCUCAGGACUGGAGAACAUGUUACUCGGGUGAUUCGGUUUGUGAAUGUCUUUACCUGUGUCUUUUGUGCCCUGAUGUGUCUGACACUAGUGCUGUGUUUUUUUUUUUUUUUUUUUUUUUAAAGUUACAGCAUCAUUUUGAACAAAUUUGAGUUAUGUCCACACUGGUUGAAUGGGUGUCUAUGUGUUGUUCCUAAUUGCACCGACUGUUCACCUGAUAAAGUGUUAUCAUUUUUACUUUUUGGUAAAAAUAAAUAAUUUAGCGAGGCACACUUGCUUCAUAGCGUAGUCAAGCAAUAAUUACAGUAUUAGGCUGAACAACUGAAUAUUACAAGAACUUGGAAGAGACUGGAGAUAAAGACAGACUCUUAACAAAUGGACAGAUUCAGUGAUGAACACUUAAUCAACAGAUUGAUGGACACAGGCUCAUUACUAGGGCUGGGGACUGUGAGAAUUUCCUGCUUUACGUGCUUAUGCUCUUUAUGUAUUUUUGUUUUUAACAGAAUUUGUAGCAGCUACGACAUUUCACAUUUCCUGUACUUUUCAAUACAUGGUACUGAAAACACACAUGAGCCUUCCAGAGGAGCAAAUCAUUUUCUUUACUGUUUUCCAGCUGAUUUUUCUCCGUAGAUUUCAGGAACCACAUCAGAUCAUUUUCAAACUUUACUAAAAUUGUAAUGUUAGUCAGUACACAGCCGCUGGUCAUUGUUUCUCUGCUCAACGUAUUUGAUGAUCAGAUGCACAUGCCAAUGUGGCACUGUGUUGCAUGCCACUUAUAGAUCAUAGACAGUCCAAGCUCUAGUUUUAGAAAUAGAUUAUCUGUGAAGCAAAUGUUUUUCCUGUUAGCAUAUGGACUUCACAGCUGUCAACUGAGAACAGGAUGAUUUAAUAAUCUAAAUGAAAACAGAGAGCCAGCUCUUUUGCAAACUGUGAAUGACAGUGAACUAGAAGUUAUCUCACUUACAAAUACUUCCCUUGACAAUCUGUCCUUCAUUAUGAAAUACCAGACUGUAUAUUUCCUGCAGGUAAGUAAUAAAUCUGGGGUACUACCACACAUACAGAGGAGCUGUGUCAUGCAUCAGAGAACUUGUGCAACCUCUGGCAGCCAUGUUUGAAGUCUUCAGCUCUUGAGAAACACAGACUGUCAACUGCAUUCAACAUACCAUCUGUUUCUUCAACCAGUCACUUCAUCACUGAUAGAUAUGAUUGAUUUUAUGUUUAGAUAUUAGAUUGUUAGCUAACAUAGGCCUACUAUCUGGUCUAACUAUUGCUGUAUAGUUGUUAAAAAACCUAUUAGCAUUCUAAUUAAAUUCAUUUUUUGCAUGUUAAAGUUAAACUGAAAUUUGAAUUAGCACUUUUUGUACAAGGAAAUACAGGCUAUAAUGAUACUGCAGCGGUGUGUAUAAUUUCAAUUUUUCCAAGAAAAGGAUAAAAUCUGUCAUUGACGUAUAAAUGGAACCUGUCUUUUGGCAGCAGUUGAUUGAUAUUCGAGGGCCGAUGUUGCUAGGGGACAUGUCAACUUCCUUGGCCCACUACCCAUUGAAAUACAUCACAGAAUGAGGAUUUAUUUACAUUAAUACAUAGACGAUUUCCCCAACCAGCCCACAUGUUAAUUAGCUACUGUGAGUAAUUUACGACCUCUGUCCCUUUAUAUUAAAUACUUUGGAAAACCCAUUGUACUGUGUAAAUGUAUCUUUCAUUCAGAAGUGGAAGCUAGCAAGAUAAACUGACUAGCUUUUUACUCUGUAAGUGGAAGCUAAUUAGCCUAGCUUGCUGACAUUAGCACUGACCCCCUCUCGACGCUUUUGUCAUCCACAGCUCCUGCAAGGUCCAUGUUCGUCUUGCAUUAUAGAAAGAAGAGGGUCUUGCUAGCGUUACUUGUCUGUCUUUUAUGGGUACAAAUUAGGUUAUGGUAAAUGACCAGACUGUCGAAACUCACAGCAACAGGUAGUCUGUAAACCCUAACUUGUAAUCACGCAGUAAUGUGUAUGCAGUUCUCAAAUCACUCAAUCACUCAAAUUACAAAUAGCUAAUAACAUCAACCCUUCAGUGUAACUGCCUAUAUCUGCUGGAAUUUAAGUACUAGGCUAUUAGGGAGCAUUGUUAGUGCCUACCCUAGAUAUUGGAGUGCUCAGCUUACCAGAAAUGACAUAAGAAAUGAAUGGCCCCUGAAGAAAACUGAAGCGCCAUCACGUCAGAAAAAAAUGAAUGAAAAUUAAAUUUCUUCUUUUUGGAAAUUCCAAUUGAAACCAAAUAAGUAGCCUACAUAGGUCAAAACAAACACCAAUAGCAUUUAGCCCACAGUAGUAUUAGUUGUACAGUACAGUAUGCCGAUUACUUAGCAAAAAUGAAUUUAAUUCCAGUUCAACUUUAACCAUGGAUGUGUCAAGAGACCUGGUUAUGGUGUAGCAGUGUUAAUUCUGCUGCCAGUUGUAUCUUGGUAUCCAAGACACAUUGGCAGUCUUGUUGGCCAGCAAGACUUUUGGGGGUACACACCGGGUUUGGCAACUGUCUUUGGAAUGAAGAGGCACUCUGUUGGCACACCAUAUUCAGCUCUCGUUAUGCUAAGAUGCCGACAUGCUGUAAACCUUCAGAACUAUUUCAGAGGCCUUGUAACUGCUCUUGUAUUUUCAGUACAACACAAAACACAACAUCUGUCUGCUCAGUUAGGAUUCAGUGACAUAUUGUUAACUUAAAAUGUAUUCACAUGGGAAUCGUGAUAGUGGUGUUAUGCUGGUUUUUGUCAUUCAGGAAGACAAAUGUUUAUCCUUCCCUGAUCCCCUCCUUACUUAAACUGGUGUAGAAGUUCUUUAAUACAUGAUUGUUAGAUGGAUUAUGAAAUAAUUUUUACAUGUUGUGUGAUCUGUUUUGCUUUUAUCUCAUUGGUCUGUUCUUUUUUAUUUUGUAUUUUGGCCUUUUUUGACCAGAUUACCCGGUCAAAUGACAAGUCCUCAGAAAAUAAUAAACAUACAAGGCUGACGCAGGUUUCUGUGCUUACUAGAAUGUGGUAUCGCAACUAGUUUGAUAGCAUAGCAAUAUAUUCAGACAAUCCUACAUGUAUGGAUAUAGAAAUACUUUUCUGGAUGCAUAUCAUAUUGAUAAUUGUCAUUAUCAUAGGUACCUGUUAACUCUUGUUGGCUUAUCUACUCGUAGAACCCCUUUAUCUUUUGGCACCGGGUGAGGUGAAUCCAUCUCAGCUUUCCUACUGGUUGUCCCAAUGCAGAAAAUACAAAAGCAAGAGGACUGCCCAUUUUUCUGUCAAUCAUGCUAACUCAAUUGUAAAAAUUCACUCUGUUUAAGCUGGGAAACACUAUAAUAAAAUUUAAAGUCCCUUUAUGACCAAGAAAACCCUGACACUUACCUUGUAAGAUGGUGGAGACCAAAACAGGUAUAAAAGAAGAAAAUAGUCCAUUGUCCAGAAACACAACUCCUCUCAAUUUCUUUAUAAAACUUGGCAUAGCUGGUAUAUUUUAGGGCUGUGUUUUUGAGGGUGUCAGAGAGUAUUUAUCCCACCUAGUGAUGACAAAAUGUUUCAUUUUCUGAUUA